Molecule: messenger RNA, 2595 nt
Organism: Lipotes vexillifer (Yangtze River dolphin)
Lineage: Eukaryota; Metazoa; Chordata; Mammalia; Artiodactyla; Lipotidae
Gene: SLC4A1
Product: solute carrier family 4 member 1 (Diego blood group)
Exons: 17
Coding region: 25-2595 (856 amino acids)
Biological process (GO): bicarbonate transport; monoatomic anion transport; regulation of intracellular pH
Cellular component (GO): basolateral plasma membrane; plasma membrane
Molecular function (GO): monoatomic anion transmembrane transporter activity; bicarbonate transmembrane transporter activity; solute:inorganic anion antiporter activity
Source: RefSeq, a predicted model, not a curated record
GUCGUGGAGCUGCGGGAACUGGUGAUGGAUGAAAAGAACCAGGAGCUACAAUGGAUGGAGACAGCGCGCUGGGUGCGGCUAGAGGAGAACCUGGGGAAGGACGGGAUCUGGGGCCGCCCACACCUGUCUUACCUCACCUUCUGGAGCCUCUUGGAGCUGCAGAAAGCCUUUGCCAAGGGUACUGUCCUCCUGGACCUGCCAGAGAAAUCCCUGGCCGGGGUGGCCAGCCAGCUGCUGGACAGGUUUAUCUUCGAGGGGCAGAUCCAGCCUCAGGACCGAGAAAAUCUGUUCCGGGUCCUGCUGCUCAAACACAGCCAUGCCAGAGAUGUGGAGGCCCUGGGGAGUGUGAAGCCUGCAGUCCUGACACGUUCUGGGGACCCUUCACAGCCUCUGCUGCCACAGCACCCCUCUUUGGAGACAGAGCUCUUCUGUGAGCAGGGAGAGGGGAGCGCGGAAGGGCACUCGUCAUCUGGAAUGCUGGGAAAGAGNCCCCAGGACCGGGAGGCCACCCUGGUGCUGGUGGGCUGUGCCAGGUUCCUGGAGCGGCCAGUGCUGGGCUUUGUGCGACUAAAGGAGCCUAUGGAGACGGAGCAGAAGCCACGGGAGCCAGAGGGGCCGGCAGUCCCUGUGCGUUUCCUCAUUGUGUUGCUGGGACCUGAGGCCCCCAACAUCGACUACACCCAGCUGGGCCGGGCUGCUGCCACCCUCAUGUCAGAGAGGGUGUUCCGCACUGAUGCAUACUUGGCCCAGAACAAGGAGAUGCUGGUGCAUUCCCUAGAGGGCUUCCUAGACUGCAGUCUGGUGUUGCCUCCCACGGACGCGCCCUCUGAAGAUGCCCUGCUCAGUCUGGUGCCCGUGCAGAAAGAGCUGCUGAAAAGACGCUACCUGCCCAGCUCUGCCAAGCCAGAGCCCAGCUUCCUCAAGGGCUUAGAUUUGAAUGGGGGUCUAGAGGACACCCAGGAUGACCCUCUGCAGCGGACAGGCAGGCUCUUCGGGGGACUGGUACGUGACAUCCGGCGCCGCUACCCCCGCUACUUGAGUGACAUCACAGACGCAUUGAACCCCCAGGUCCUGUCUGCCAUCAUCUUCAUCUACUUUGCCGCCCUGUCACCCGCCAUCACCUUCGGUGGCCUCCUGGGAGAAAAGACCCAUAACAUGAUGGGUGUGUCGGAACUGCUCAUCUCCACCGCGGCACAGGGCAUCCUAUUCUCCGUGCUGGGGGCUCAGCCCCUGCUCAUGGUGGGCUUCUCAGGACCCCUGCUCGUGUUUGAGGAAGCCUUCUUCUCGUUCUGCAAGAGUAACGGCCUGGAGUACAUCGUGGGCCGUGUGUGGAUUGGCUUCUGGCUCAUCCUGAUGGUGGUGCUGGUGGUGGCCUUCGAGGGCAGCUUCCUGGUCCGCUUCAUCUCCCGCUACACCCAGGAGAUUUUCUCCUUCCUCAUCUCCCUCAUCUUCAUCUAUGAGACCUUCUCCAAGCUGGUCACGAUCUUCCAGGACCACCCACUGCUGGAGAACUAUGACCACAAUGUGACAAGAAUACCCAAACCUCAGGCCCCCCUGCCCAACACAGCCCUCCUGUCUCUUGUGCUCAUGGCUGGCACCUUCUUGUUCGCCAUGAUGCUGCGCAAGUUCAGGAACAGCUCCUACUUCCCUGGCAAGCUGCGACGAGUCAUUGGGGACUUUGGGGUUCCCAUCUCUAUCCUGAUCAUGGUCAUGGUGGAUGCCCUCAUCCAGGACACCUACACCCAGAAACUCAGUGUACCUAAAGGGCUCACCGUGUCCAAUGCCUCGGCCCGAGGCUGGCUCAUCCACCCGCUGGGCUUAUAUAAGCCAUUUCCCAUCUGGAUGAUGUUUGCCUCCGCCCUGCCUGCCCUGUUGGUCUUCAUCCUCAUCUUCCUCGAGUCCCAGAUCACCACGCUGAUCAUCAGCACACCAGAGCGCAAGGUGGUCAAGGGCUCUGGCUUCCACCUGGACCUGCUGCUGGUCAUGGGCAUGGGCGGGGUGGCCACCCUCUUUGGGAUGCCCUGGCUCAGUGCCACCACUGUGCGUUCUGUCACCCACGCCAAUGCCCUUACGGUCAUGAGCAAGGCCAGCACCCCAGGGGCUGCAGCCCUGAUUCAGGAAGUCAAGGAACAGCGGAUCAGCGGGCUCCUGGUCUCUGUGCUCGUGGGCCUGUCCAUCCUCAUGGGGCCCAUCCUGUCCCACAUCCCCUUGGCUGUGCUGUUCGGCAUCUUCCUCUACAUGGGGGUCACGUCCCUCAGUGGCAUCCAGCUUUUUGACCGCAUCUUGCUUCUGUUCAAGCCACGCAAGUACCACCCGGAUGUGCCCUACGCCAAGCGGGUGAGAACCUGGCGAAUGCACUUGUUCACGGGCACUCAGCUCAUCUGCCUGGUAGUGCUGUGGGUGGUGAGAAGCAUCAAAGCCAUCUCGCUGGCCCUGCCAUUCAUCCUCAUCCUCACGGUGCCCCUACGCCGCUUCCUGCUGCCACUCAUCUUCCAGAACCUGGAGCUCCAGUGUCUGGAUGCUGACAAUGCCAAGCCGAACUUCGAUGAGGAGAAUGGUCAGGAUGAAUAUGAUGAGGUGGCCAUGCCUGUGUGA